GAAAUGUUUGAAAGCUGUAAACGUGAUAUAACCGUUGCUAUGAUGAGGAAUUAUCCACAGCUUCUUCGCAAAUUUAUGUCUGACAAAGCAAAAAUUCCUUAUCUACUUGAAAUCAUUGUUCAUAUGAACCUUGAGAUCUAUUCUCUUAAAAGACAAGAUCAGAAUUUUAAAUCUGCUGUCCUUCUGAUGAAAGAGGCAUUUUUUAAGCAUGGUGAGAAGGAAGCUCUGAGAUCUUGUGUAAAAGCUGUGGGCUUCUGUGCCACUGAGAGUCGAGGGGAGUUACAAGACUUUGCCCUUAACAAAUUAAAGGAGAUUGAGGAUGAGCUCAUUGUCAAACUUAAAUCUGCAAUAAAAGAAGUUGCGGAUGGUGAUGAUGAAUAUUCACUGCUUGUUAAUUUGAAAAGAUUGUAUGAACUUCAAUUGUCAAGGCAAAUUUCCAUUGAAAGCUUGUAUAAAGAUUUUGCGGAGACUCUUAAAGACUUCAGAAGUAUUGAUGACGAGGUAAUUGGAUUUCUGCUUCUUAACAUGCAUCUGCAUGCUUGCUGGUGCCUACACUCUAUCAUAAACUGUGACACAGUCCCGGAGCAAUCAGUGUCUUCCUUAAUCUCCAAGCGCAGUACCUUGUUUAAACUACUUGAGUCCUUCCUGACUACUGAAUCUAUGGAAGGUCUUCGUGCAAAUCAUCUUGCAUGUAGGGUUUGUGUUAUUCUUUCAGAACAAUGGUGUCUGUUUAGGAAAGCAACCUUUGCUUCCACGGAGCUAGAAGCUUUGGGGUACUCUCCAGAUGAAUUCAUUCUUCAAAAGUUCUGGAAGCUUGGUGAACACCAACUACAUAUUUCAGAUGAGACUGAAGAAGAUGAUUAUAAUAGGGAAUACAUUGAGGAGACAAAUCGAGUUGCUGUAAUCAUUGCUGUGGCGAAGUUGGUUGCUGUUGAGGCAGUUCCUAAGGAAUAUCUUGCUCCAGAGAUAGUAUCUCAUUUUGCGAUGCAUGGAACAAGUGUGUCUGAGGUCAUUAAGCAUUUGCUAACCGUUUUAAGGAAUAAAGGUGCAGAUGUUGCACGUUUGUUCCUAGAGGCACUAAAGAGGGCAUAUCAACGGUACUUAGUGGCACUUUCUUCUGAUGAUGACAAUUCAGCAAGAAGGACAUUUCAAGAAUGUGAAGAUCUUGCGAGUGAGCUUGCUAAAACAUUUGGAAAGGCUGCUAAAAACAAGCACCGGUCAGAUGUUCUAAAUAUUGUCACAGGAGGCAUUCAAUAUGCCUUUUCAGAUGCUCCAGAGCAUCUAUCUUUCUUGGAUGGUGCUGUGCUGCAUUUCAUAUCCAAACUUCCUCCGCCAGAUAUUAUGGACAUGUAAGAGCUUAACUUAUUU
Messenger RNA from Nicotiana tabacum (common tobacco), 1368 nucleotides. NCBI's taxonomy places the organism in Eukaryota, Viridiplantae, Streptophyta, Magnoliopsida, Solanales, Solanaceae. The record is from RefSeq and is a predicted model, not a curated record.